AUGGCCGCAACAGCUCGGUUCCUCGCCCUGCUCGCCUGCCUCCUCGGGCUGGCGAGCUUCGUCUGCGCGUCGACGGUGACACCGCUAAACAUUACAGCCCUCCCCGGCUGUGCUACCACUUGCAUAUUGCAAGAGAUGGGACGAUCCGAUUGCGGCUUUGCCAACCAGACAUGUCUCUGCGCCAACGAGGCCUACAACGACCUCGUCACAACGUGCGUUAUCGCAAACUGCACAAUCAAGCAGCAGCUCGUAACCAAGAACCAGACCCUGGCGGCCUGCGGGAAGUUAUCAGUAGACCAAACAGACACCACCCUCAAGGUGCUGCGCGUAACCCUCUUUAUCCUCCCAACCUUCUUCAUUGGCGUACGCUUAACAGGCAAACUCAUGAAACUCUCGACAUGGGGCUGGGACGACAUAACCAUCCUUGCUGCCUAUGUCAUCCUCGUAGGCUUCAUGCCAGCAAACUUUGCUAUUACACAGGCCGGCGCAGGAAGAGACAUGUGGACGCUCACUCCUACCCAGAUCUCCCAGGUUCUUCUAAUUAUAUAUAUCUUUAACCUACUCUACUUUACCUGCCUGUCGCUUAUCAAAGCCUCCCUUAUCCUAAUGUACCUACGCAUCUUCCCUGACCAGAAGAUCAGGAAGAUCCUGUGGGCUACACUGGCGUUGAAUAUUGCGCUCUGGACUGGCUACCUGGGCCCGGCCAUCUUCGUCUGCAGCCCUAUCAGCUUCUUCUGGGACGGCUGGAUGCAGGAGUCAGAGGGCCAGUGUAUUAACUACCACGCUACGUCUAUAUCGUAUGCCGUCUUCCAGCUUCUGCUUGACGUUAUCCUGCUUGUGACCCCAGCAACACAGAUCUGGGGCCUCAACAUGGGCCUCAAGAAGAAGAUUGGCGUGUACCUCAUCUUUGGCGCUGGCAUUUUCCUCACAGCCGUCGGUGCUUACCGGAUCAGAACGCUUGCCGAUUUCGCGACGUCUACCAACCCCACAGUCAACACGUACGAAUCCGCCGUCUGGUCCAACGUCGAGCUCUGCACGGGGGUAUUCGUGGCCUGUCUCCCUUCCACGCAACAGCUCUGGAAGAGGAUGGUCCCGAAAGUGGCCAACUUGACAAACGCCGGUUCCAAAGCGGCGGCCUCAAAGGCCUCGAACCACGGGUCCAAUUCCUGGGGGACGGGGGGCUACAUCAAGAGGCACCCGGCCGAAAAUAAAUCCUGGAUGACACGCAUGGUGGAGGAGACCAACAACGACAUCCCCCUCCGUGAGCACCGCAGCGUAAGCGCCGUGAGCCUAGUGGAAUCCCCAGACCGUCCUGAUAGGUCACUGCAUUCCAGCGAGGUAUAG
Messenger RNA from Colletotrichum graminicola M1.001, 1344 nucleotides. RefSeq names its product CFEM domain-containing protein. Bases 1 to 1344 code for a protein of 447 amino acids. The record is from RefSeq and is a predicted model, not a curated record. The transcript is spliced from 8 exons. NCBI's taxonomy places the organism in Eukaryota, Fungi, Ascomycota, Sordariomycetes, Glomerellales, Glomerellaceae.